AUGAACGGAAAAAUCUUCCUUCUGGCUAUUUUUUUCCUGACAUUACACGUCGUGGCAUCGUACGACGGAACCGAUACCACGGGGACGAAUUACAAACCCAAAAAUGAAAAGUCCAAAAAGACCGGUAAAAAUAAUAAGACAGACAGUGAGGAACUUUUCACGGGACAGAACAUAAUUCAGUAUUUUAAAAACAUCCUAAACGAUGUGAAUAACGAUUCGACGGAGGAUAGUAAUGUUUCUGAGAAUGGAAAAUUAACAGGUCAGCUGUCGGAAGAGGAUCCUACAACCAACGGGGGAACGAAUGAGGAAGACGGAGACGAUGAGGAAAAUGCACCCGAGGAGGACGCCACACAGAGUGGCGAACAAAGCGGUGCUCCACAAGGUGGACAGAACGAGGGAGAGGUGCAAUCCCCCCCUCCAGCGCAAAGAGAGAAGUUCAGCGGAUCCAGCCUAGAUUAUGCAGACGAGCUGUAUGAAGAGAUCCUGAGCAGCUUAAGUAAAAAGGACGGUGAAGAAGGAACCAAUUAUGACGACAAAUAUAAUGACUUCAAAAAGGAAUAUGAUAUGUUCAUAUCGUUAAGUAAAGACGAAUAUGAAAUUAUAGGGAAGCUUAUCGAUGCAUUUUCUAUGUAUAAUGAUGGCAUAAAUGAAGACGCAGAUUCUGUGUACGAAGCCAUUAAGAAGUCCUUUACGGAUCCAAAAUUUAAGCAAGAAUUUAAAGAUUUUAUGAACGGCAUUUAUUCCUAUGCUGAGAGGAAGCAUCAUAUAAGAGGCGCCCAAACGGAGCAAGCAAAGACGUACCUCAUGCUCUUUCAGAACGUGUACAACCAGAAGAAGAAAAAUAAUCUGGAGCAGGAUGCCAUACACAUAUUGAUGAAGAAGUUGGAGAGUUUGUACAAACUCAGCGCGACCAACAACAGUGAAGUAUUCACCAAAGAAAUUGAGACUUUGAAGAAACAGAUUGACCAGCUGCAACAACAGGGUGGGGUAAUCGAAGGGGAAAGUCUAGGCCACCUUCUAGAAAACGAAGCUGCAAACGAGUCAAACACGACCAUUUUUGGAGUGGACGAAGACGACCUGGAUAACUACGAUGUGGACUUCACUGGACAGAGCAAGGGCAAAAUUAAGGGCCAGUCAAGUAAGUAUCAAAAGAAGGUGACGGGAAAUGAUGAAACGAGUGAGGGAGCACCUGGUGUUGGUGGGGCUGCGGCUGCAGCAGAUAAUGGACCUGUCGGUGCGUCCACAGCAAAUUCGGUUUCUCAGGGUGCUGAAUCCUCAGGUAAUCCCAGUGGUGUUGCAGGAGCGCCAUCAGGCUCAGGAACCCCAGAAACUUUAAGUGAACCAAGUGAGAUUACCUCCACAGGUGGAUCACAACAAAGCGAUGCAGUUGAACCCUCCACUGGGGAUAAUGUAGCAGCCAACGCAAAUGCAGCACAUCCUCCCCCCCAAGUGCCGUCACCAUCUGCAAGCGCUCCUGCGGGACAGGCUGCACAAGGACUCGUCCCGGAAGUGAAGUACCUGGACAAGCUCUACGACGAAGUACUUAACACGGAAAAUGCAAACAACGGAAUUCAUGUCCACCCUUACCACAGCAAAUAUAAUGAUUUUCGAAAGAAUUACGAGUUUACGAUGAAUGAGCAGGAGUACCAGAUAAUGAAAAAACUAUUUGACGUCUUCUUCAAGAAGGAGGAGGGUUCCAAUUCCGUUUGCCCCAUUGCGUUCUUCAAAAAAGUGUUAGAUGACUUGAGUUUGCAAAAACAGUUUGACAACUUUCAGAAAGGCCUCUACGGAUUUACAAAACGCCACAACUACUUGAGGGGCGAGAAGACGACCAAUGGGCAACUGUACGAUGAGUUGAUAAAAAAUAUCAUAAAUUUGCUGAACACGAUUGAAAUGAACCUUUUCUUGCUGGCGCAACAUCCAACAUGGGGUGCAGACGCCCCAGAUGGGGUCACCAACAUUUUUAAUGCCGAUCAUAAUUUGCUAAACUCGUUGAAGGAAAAAUUGCAUAAUUUAAAUGAAAUUAUGCAAGAUGGCGUGUCGGGAUAUUCCCAUGAAGUGGAUGAACCGGAAAAACAGGAAGAAGAAAAUGUAGAAGUGGAGGAGCACCAGCAUGGCAACACUUUGGAGGAUCCCACGGAGGAAAACGAGGGAAACGAAAAUGAUCUUCAGGAAAGCAUCCAUCUGAAUGAGGAUGCGGAUUUCAUAGGACAAUGGAUUAAUUUCGUGGCGGAAGACGAGGAUGAUCCGGAUGACCACGAUGAUGACAUGGAUUCCGAAGAGGACACGGAGGGGGAACAGGACGCAGAUGCACCUUCUUCAUCAGAUAUAGAACAAAACGGUGCGCCGGUUUUUCCAGCAGAGCAAUCUACACCACUGUCAAAUCCAAGUGACUCCUCUGUACAAAUAGGACAACAACAUGUCCAAGCAUCCGAAGAUAAUCCAUCAGGUCAAGAGAAUCAGGAGACUAGAGAGCAACAAGUUGCUGAGCCAGAGGAAGGUUCACUUGAAGGAGGACCAGGAACCUCACCUGGUACGGAAUCAGAAUCACAAGCUGACAGUCUACCCCCAAAUGUAGAAAGAUCAGACGCGCAACUUCCAGAACAAGAGGCUCAAAGUGGAGAAGCGCUAAACGAACAACAAAGCGACGCACCUGCAGAUGCUGCAGCUGGUCCAACGGAAGAACCAUCCACAGCAAUAGCAGUCCAGACCACAACAGAAGGAGAAGGCACCGCUGAAUCGAACGAUGUGAACAUUACGUUCUUGGACAAACUUUAUGAUGACAUUAUAAACACCUCGGAUAGUAAGAACGAGAUUCACAAUACACCUUACCACACCAAAUACAACGCAAUAAGGAACAAAUACGAGCUCAGCAUGAACCCUGUGGAAUAUCAAAUUGUGAAGAAUCUAUUUGAAGUUGGAUUUAACAAAGAAGGGGAAUCUUCAGCUGAUACUUCCUUUAUUGACAUUUUUAAAAAAGUCCUAGAUGACGAGAAAUUUCAAGACGAGUUCGACAACUUUGUACAGGGGCUAUACGGAUUUGCCAAGAGACACAACUACUUAGAAGCAACUAACAUAAUUUACCAGAACGAUGACUGUGCUCACAAAAUUAGAUUCGAUUCCUUGGGGGAAUAUAAACAGUUAAACAUGCAAAAUGAGGAAGAAUAUCUUCCUGCUGGGUUCCAUUUUGAUCUGAUCGCGGCGGACCAAGGGAAUUUGAUCAAUAGCAAAACGGAGUUCUUCGGACAGGGGAAAAUCAAACUUAAGGGAAAUGUGGACGGUGAGGAGGCCCCAAGAAAUAUUAAAAGUGGUCAAGCGGUGGGUAAGAUGAUCAGUAAAGCGAGCAAAUACAACGCAAUGAGGAAGAAGUAUAAGUUUAGUAUCAUGUCCGUGGAGUACCGAAUUGUGAAAAAUCUUUUUCAUGUCUGCUUCGAAAAGGAAGGAGAACAGUCCAGUGCCUCUUGUCUAGACAUUCCUCAGAUGGGACCCUUUCGGUAUGCUCCGAAGCUGUUUGGAGGAAGGAGUACCCCCCUCCUAGAUGGUCAACAGAUAAGCACGCAUUUUAACGAUACGUGUGCAAUCCAAAGGGGUUACGAAUACAAGGAAGCACUGAUGGAUUAUUCUGUCGCUAGCUUUUUCAGUUCAUUUCCCCGGCGGCUAUCCCUCCAUCGCUACUACUUAACUACAAUGAAGAGCGGAUUCGUUCUGGUCUCCUGCCUCCUCCUGCUCUGCACAGGGCCAAUCCUGGGAGAAGAAAAUAAAAAAGAGAAGAAAAGCACACACAAGGAAGAUGCAGAUAACAGCAUGAACGAUGAGUUAAAAGCACUAAAAGGGAAAUUGGAAAACCUAAAGGAACAAAUUCAUGAUGAGAAGUUACCAAAGAAAAUCACCGAAGAUCAAAUUCUCAUGUUAAAGAAAAAGUUGGAGGAAUUCAAAAAUUUAAAAAGUGCGCAAGAUGCGAAGAUGGCGGCCCGGUGGGGGCAGACGUCACAGGAGGACAAGGAUGAAUUGGACCUCAGCGAUAAGGAGUUCGCCUGGCAGAGCGUCAACGCGAAUGAGGACCCAGUAAUGGUGCCUAGAAGCGGCGUUAGUGUAGAGGGAACAACUGAAGGAGACGAUGGCGAAGGAGAAGCGGAAUCUUCAGAUAGUGUAGAUGCAGCACCUAAUGUAAGUCAAGAAGUUUCACCCCAACCCUCAAGUCCAGGUGCUCCAGGACCAAGCAGUGAACCCGCUCCGGAGGCUCCGGUUGGUUCGGACAAUCCUGCACAGCCCACGAACCCAGCCGGGUCAGUUGGUUCAGCCGGGUUAGCCGAGUCAGCCGGGUCAGUCGGGUCAGCGGCCCCGAACCAGAAGGUCAACUCCCCAGCGAAACUCCAUCACUUGGACCUACUGUAUGACGAGCUACUUGCAGGAGACAAUCAAAAAAAUAUGAUGGACGAAGGACAGUACCACAGCAAGUACAACAAUUUCAGGAAAAAAUAUGACCAACUCAUCCUAAAUCAGACUGAAUACGAUGUCAGUUUGAAGCUCCUCGAUAAAAUGUUAUCAAGUGGAAAGGUGGGAGAGGAAAAGAUAAAUGCGCUAAUAGAGACGUUUAAGAAGGCGAUGGACGAUGAGGAGUACGGUGAGAAAUUUAAAAAUCUCAUCUCCGGAGUUUAUGGGUUCGCUAAGAGAAAUAAUUUUUUAGAUGGGAGCAAGAUGAACGAUGAAAACUACAACAAGCUGUUCGAUUAUAUAGGCAGUCUGAUGAACACACUUCUGCUUUAA
Plasmodium coatneyi is the source of this 4767-nucleotide messenger RNA. Its product is annotated as Merozoite surface protein 7. Lineage: Eukaryota; Apicomplexa; Aconoidasida; Haemosporida; Plasmodiidae. The transcript is spliced from 11 exons. The record is from RefSeq and is a predicted model, not a curated record. Bases 1 to 4767 code for a protein of 1588 amino acids.